CCACCACCGACGUGUGGAUGUACAGCGAGCGCAGGUUGGUGUUUGCCCCGGCGGCGGAGCCACACGGCCGAUUUAUCACGUCUCCGUCACAGCCUGGCCGCCGCCUCCUGCUGACGGCACAGACACCGACGAGAGACAGCGCGGUGUGCUCCUCAUGCGUCUGUCCAGCCACCAUGCAGUGCUCCUGGAAAUCCAUGGUGCUGCUAGCAUUAGCCUCCAUAGCGAUACAGUACACGGCCAUGCGCACAUUCUCCACCAAGCCUCUGAGCCUGCUGUGCUCCAUGGGCCUGGCCACCGCACGCUACUCCGUCAACUGCAGCAUCGACCUGACACGAGCCAGCCAGCGGGCGCCGGGGGGCUCGGACCGAGGGUUGGACAAAAUGGCCUCCCGCCCUCCCGCCUCGCCACCCUCCUCCCUCCUGGCCCACAACGCCAGCAGGAGAACCCACAUCCUGAUUCUGGCCACCACGCGCAGUGGCUCCUCCUUCGUAGGUCAACUCUUCAAUCAGCAUCCAGAGGUGUUCUACCUCUUUGAGCCUCUCUACCACGUGCAGCUGGCGCUGCUGCCUCGACCGGCCCAGAGUCGCAGCGUGGUUGAGAGGAGGGUGAUGCUGGGAGCAGCCAGAGACCUGCUGAGGUCUCUGUACCACUGUCACCUCAACAGCCUGGAGAGCUACAUACGACCCCGUCCGGCCAACCACUCCACCGACAAGCUGUUCAGGCGCGGGGCAAGCCAGUCUCUGUGCUCCCCCCCUGUAUGUGAGGCUCCUUUAGGCCCAGAAGAGCAGAGUCUGGUGCUGUCCGACGAAGGGGAGUGUGUGAGGAGGUGUGGGCCGCUCAAUGUCCUGCUGGCGGUCGACGCCUGCAGAGCGAAGCGCCACACGGCCAUCAAAACAGUGCGGGUCCCCCAAAUCAGCGAUCUGAGAGUGUUGAUCGAGGACCCGAAACUCAACCUGAAGGUGGUGCAGCUCGUUCGAGACCCUCGAGGGAUCCUUGCGUCGCGCAUCGAGACUUUUCGAGACACCUACCGUCUGUGGCGUUUGUGGCGAUCGACUGGACACCGGCCCCACAACCUGGAUCUAGGACAGAUCAACACAGUGUGUGAAGACUUCCUGAGGUCUGUUUCCACAGGCCUGGCCAGACCUGCCUGGCUCAGAGGAAGGUACAUGAUUCUCAGGUAUGAAGACUUGGCCAGGUUUCCUCUGCAGAAGACCAGGGAGCUCUACAGCUUCCUUGGGCUGGUUCUGGAUCAUAACGUGGAGGAGUGGAUCAUCAACAACACCCGCGGCAGCACGGAUCAAACGUCUCGACAGAAGUUCACCACAGCCCGGGACUCGGCUGCUAAUGCAGAGAACUGGAGGACGAAGCUGUCCUUGGACAUGGUGGUUUACACACAGACUGCCUGCCAACCGCUGCUUGAGCUCCUCGGGUACAAGACCGUGUUCCAUCCCAGAGAGCUGCGGAAUCUGUCGCACUCCUUGGUCGAGGACAGGACGUUCCUCCCAAUGUUGUGAUCGCCACGAAUACCGUUACGAGUUACUCCCACAUUUUUUAAAUAAGCGACUGAAGUACAGUAUUUUAAGGACAAGUAGAAAUAAUGUAGUGAAAUCCAUUCAUGACGCCCCAACUUUCAUUGGACCAGAGGCAGAGAACACGCUGGACAGGCUUCCAGUCACCUUUGAGUAAUAUAGAAAUCUACUGUGUCUGAGAUGAAGUCAGCCUGGUUAGAAGCUCCUAUAAAAUCUCUCAUCCUGUGCUCUCUGACCAUUCGGGUUCUUUAGUCAUAGACCUGUCACAAACAGUGGGGUUUUCACAAUGCAUUACAGGAAAUGAGACUGAACAGCUGCUAAUGUUUGUUUGAAGGUUUGCUUGACAGUUUAUCAUCCUCACCUAACGUAUUUCAAGAAAUGAAGUUUUGACGUUUUAUGCCGUAUUGCCAUAAAUAACAAGCAAACGUGUUAUGAUAAAAAUGUCACUAAAUCAGACAUUAAAACAUCCUCAUGAGGAGACUUCAAGACAGAGCUAACCACUCGGCUCCCAAACUAAGACCCUCCAGCGUUAGUUUGGUUUCAUAAAGUUUGAAACUUUGAAAAAAGUAUUGAAAAAGUCUAUUUCACUACUGCUAUUGUGUAAGUUCCUAUUACAGAAAACAAUUAAAUUCAUGGGUUUCAGGAGCAGAAGGAUUUAAUUUAGUUUAAGUCAUUUGCAAAUAAAGUGCAUUCAACCAAGAGAAUAAAUUCAGAAUGUGGUCCCUCCUACCAUGAACAA
Betta splendens (Siamese fighting fish) is the source of this 2268-nucleotide messenger RNA. RefSeq names its product carbohydrate (keratan sulfate Gal-6) sulfotransferase 1 (gene chst1). The record is from RefSeq and is a predicted model, not a curated record. The transcript has 6 exons. The coding region runs from base 18 to 1514 and encodes 498 amino acids. Lineage: Eukaryota; Metazoa; Chordata; Actinopteri; Anabantiformes; Osphronemidae. Gene Ontology annotation, biological process: N-acetylglucosamine metabolic process; carbohydrate metabolic process; keratan sulfate proteoglycan metabolic process. Gene Ontology annotation, molecular function: N-acetylglucosamine 6-O-sulfotransferase activity; keratan sulfotransferase activity. Gene Ontology annotation, cellular component: Golgi membrane.